Molecule: messenger RNA, 1291 nt
Organism: Acyrthosiphon pisum (pea aphid)
Lineage: Eukaryota; Metazoa; Arthropoda; Insecta; Hemiptera; Aphididae
Source: RefSeq, a predicted model, not a curated record
AUCAGUGGUAAACAUCACCGUCGGUUGCUGCUGCAUCGGCCAUACAGUGAUUUACAACAUAUUGAAAAUACCUAAGAUCAACCGAAAUGACACCUUUACAGACCACAACGACAUCGGUUCGACGGUGUUCCGUCUUGACGGCCACUCUACUGCUGUUGGUAGCGGUAGCCACCAGUUUGCCAUCCGGCGCCCGGUCGUCCGCCAUACGUCCCGCGUCGUCCGCUGCAUCGACUGAUGCUGCCGCUUCCCCGUUAGUGCCAAGCAGUUGGCAAGGCGUUUCAGCCGUCCACGCUGACGUACCAGCAGAGGCCGAAGGAAGGGCCGUGGUGGUCAGGAAAAAAAGGACGUUGCUCAAACUCAAGCCGCUCAUUGUGUUGCCGGUCAAAGUCGCGUUGGGCACCGGCGCCAAGCUGGUGGCCGGGGCCAAGUUCGGAGCCAAAGCUGUCGGAUUGGGCUCAAAGGCAUUGGGCGUCAGUCUCGUUGGACUGAAAGCCGUCCAUAAGGUGGCCAAAGUGACGGUGAAGGCGGCCACCGCUUUGGGCGUGAAGGCAGUGCUGCUUAACUUUUUAUUCCAGAAAAUCAAUCAGGUGAUCGACUUUAAGACCCGCUUGCUGAGCAACCUUGAUCAACGCAACCGGCAGCAGAAUGCACAAUUCCUGUCUCCAGUGUUGCCCCAAUCCUCUUCGUCUUCGAAAUCGGGAUCGAUCGGAAACAAGGUAAGCUUGCAGCGAUUUACGAUAUAUCGUGUAAUUAUUAUUAAAAUGUGUAUAUAAGAGAUAUAGGUAUAAUAUACAAAUGUAUACUAUUUUAAUGCACAUUAUACAUAGUGAGAAAGCACGAGAGUGGACAUGAGUGGUAUCACCGUAUUGAAGUAUUUUUUAGACUGUCAAAGUGGUAUACAGCAGUAUAAUUUACAGUGGUAGAGAACGAAAAGGAUGAAAAAGCGAUUGAUGUUUCGGUUGAGACUUUAAUGCAGGGUCAAAUCGAUAUAUCAAUUAUAAUGUACAAAUUGCGUAAUGAUUACCGUAUACAGUUUGGAAAUCAUUGUGAAUAAAAUGUUUUAUAGCAGAGUCUGAGAUGUGUGAUACAGUGAUAGUUAACGUUAAAGCGAUGAGUAGUGUUGUAGUGAUCCGAUAUAUAUGUAUUAUACAGAAAGCGGAAAGUUUCUACCACUCAUAUAUGUGAUUUAGAAAUUACUAUAAUAAAAUAUAUUUACAGUAUAUAGUUUAUAUAUAUAUUAAAUACCACUUUAUGUACGGCACGCACUUCACAGUAUUUUAUACUCACAAAU